UAACGUCAGAGGAUAGCUCUCCAAUCAGUCAUUGCAGGCGGGGCUGAGGAAUGGCGGUCAACGGGGAAGGCGGGCGUGGGGUGGGCACUGCUGACAGCGGCGAGGCUUCUUCGGGUCCGUCUUUGCUGGGCUCGUCGCUGGUUGAACGUGGGAGCCUCGGGGGCUUGCAGCUGACGCCCGUCUCGCAGAAGGUGGAUCCCUUGGACCUGGUGGCUCUGGCCGAGGAAGUGCAGAAGGCAGAUGAUUUUGUCCAAGCGAACGCCUGUAACCGAUUGACUGUCAUAGCGGAACAAAUCCGCUACCUGCAGGAACAAGCCCGGAAGGUUUUGCAGGAGGCUUCCAGAGAUGGCGACCUGCAUCAUGUCGCCUGCAACUUUGUGAAGAGGCCAGGGAACGUCUACUACCUGUACAGAAGGGCAAGCGGGCAGAGAUAUUUCUCCAUCUUAUCACCGAAGGAUUGGGGCCCCAGCUGCCCCAGCGAGUUCCUUGGGGCGUACAAACUGCAGCAUGACAUGUCCUGGACCCCCUCGGACAACAUUGAGAAGCGAGAAGCCGAGCUGAACGUCCUGGAGAAGCUGUUGAGCCAGCAGGCCUCUCUCCCGCUGUGCAGUGAGCCGAACUUCCAGGGCCUGACCAUGUGAAGUCUGUUUGUGGGGGACCCAAACCGAGGCAGCUGGUGGAAGGGACCAGCGUUUCCUUCCCAGGCAUGCAAAGAAAAAAACCCCCAAAAGGUCCUACUUGAGCAGUGUGGUGUCAGGAAGACUGCGGUGGGAGUGUCUUCACCACAUGGUGAUCUCAGGCUGCUUUCUGGAAGUGAUGGGCUGGGUGUUUUCCUCCCUUAUCGAUCCCUGAAUGUGAACAAACAAAAGCUGGUUUUGGGAAGCUAAGGGUUGAGGUUUGUUAGCGUCCACACAGUUGUUUUACGACCCCUGGGCGGGCUCCACCUAGAUAGAGGCAUCUACAGGCAAUGGAGAUUCUUACUAGAGUGCUGCCUGAGAUGUGUAUUCUGUUGCCUGCUCUAUAACGAUCUCCAAGCACUUCUUUCUGUUGAUCCUGUUUUAAUCCUGCCUUUCCUCCAAGGGGCUCAAGGAUUCUCCUGGGUUCUCCUGUUUUCCCUUCGCAACAACUGUGUAAGGCAGAGGAGGAGGAGAGAGCAAUUUGAAGCAGGGUCUCCGCGGCUGUGGCCCCAACAGUAACAUCUUUGAGCCACUUUAUCCCCUGCUGCUCGGAGAUCAGGAGUGGCCUACGCAAAUCAAGCUUGAGUUUCUUGAGUUAUCUCCUGGCUCAAAGUGCAAGCUAGGAAGCCCUCCGUUCAAAUCUCAUUGCAGCCAAAGCCAACCCACUGUUCUCUUGACCCCCAUCACCAAAUCUGGGGGAUGAUCAUACUGGUUUACCUUACAGGGUCGUUGGAAAAGGACUGGAAUAAUGUGUGAAGCAUUCUGAAGGCAUUAGGCGUGGCAAAUAAAUUGCUAAAUAUUC
Messenger RNA from Heteronotia binoei (common prickly gecko), 1479 nucleotides. RefSeq names its product chromosome 18 C1orf50 homolog (gene C18H1orf50). NCBI's taxonomy places the organism in Eukaryota, Metazoa, Chordata, Lepidosauria, Squamata, Gekkonidae. The transcript is spliced from 4 exons. The record is from RefSeq and is a predicted model, not a curated record. The coding region runs from base 51 to 641 and encodes 196 amino acids.